AAGUUGGACAUUGAAAAGAUAAAACUGAAAAAGCAAAAAGGUUAGACUCUUGUUUCACUCUUCCCCACCUCACAUUAUGAUGGCAGCCUCAUCCUCCCUCUCCAACUUCUUCUCAUUCCUCUUACCCUCAAAACAACCGCCACCAUCUCCGUCGCCACCGCCGCCACAAAUCGCCAUAACCACUCGCCACAAGCCCACUCCCAACUCCGUCUCCCUCGUCGCCCAACAACAGCAACAUGACCCCUCGUCUUCUUCUUCUUCUUCCUCCUCGGAGCUCUCUUCAGUGAUGUGUGUGCAGGUGGUGGUAGACGACAACGAGCCCGAGGAGAGGCUCCUCAACAGGUUCCGCCGGGAAGUUAUGAAGGCCGGCGUCAUUCAAGAGUGCAAGCGCCGGAGGUUCUUUGAGAACAAACAGGACCAGAAGAAGCGCAAGUCUCGCGAAGCUGCCAAGCGUAACAAACGUAGCAGGCGCCCACCGAUGAGAUCUCCAAUGCAGAACAGGCAGGAUGUCCUCUCAACAACAACUAAGAAGGAGGAAGAUGAUGAUAACUGGGAUCUACCUGAAGAAGACGGAUUGAGCGCAUGAUGCUUUACAUUCUGUUCUAUUCUUCGCGUCUUACUGUGAGAGCCUUUUGCUGCAUUUAAGUUCUGUUUAGUAAAACAAGUUUCUUGGACUCAACUAGUGUUAUGUCCAACUUAUAUUAAGUUAAUAUUAUGCAAUUUGUUCAUUUGUGCAUCAAAA
Messenger RNA from Arachis duranensis, 742 nucleotides. RefSeq names its product 30S ribosomal protein S21, chloroplastic. Gene Ontology annotation, molecular function: structural constituent of ribosome. The record is from RefSeq and is a predicted model, not a curated record. Gene Ontology annotation, cellular component: ribosome. NCBI's taxonomy places the organism in Eukaryota, Viridiplantae, Streptophyta, Magnoliopsida, Fabales, Fabaceae. Gene Ontology annotation, biological process: translation.